This is a messenger RNA of Humulus lupulus (European hop), 453 nucleotides long. RefSeq lists its product as uncharacterized. The coding region runs from base 1 to 453 and encodes 150 amino acids. The record is from RefSeq and is a predicted model, not a curated record. NCBI's taxonomy places the organism in Eukaryota, Viridiplantae, Streptophyta, Magnoliopsida, Rosales, Cannabaceae. The transcript has a single exon.
AUGGGUUAUUAUUUAGCUGAUGGUAUAUAUCCAAAAUGGUCUACUCUUGUUCAAAGUAUUCAUGAUCCACAUCAUCCAAAAAAGAAAUUAUUUGCAAUGAAACAAGAAGCAUGUAGAAAAGAUGUGGAACGUGCAUUUGGAGUACUGCAGUCUAGAUUUGCAAUUAUUGCUGGACCGACACGUCUUUGGAAUAAAAAAGUAUUACAUGAUAUAAUGACUUCAUGUAUUAUUAUGCAUAAUAUGAUAAUUGAAGAUGAACGUGAUAUUAAUGCAUCAAUUGAAGAGCGAGUCGAAGUGCCAAGUCCAGAAGUUCAGAUGGUAGAAGAUUAUAAUGCUCGGUUUCAAGAAUUUCUUACUAGACAUAGAAAAAUCAAGGAUAAGGAAGCUCACAUUGAGCUUCGAAAUGCAUUAAUUGAGCACUUGUGGGAUGAAUAUGGUAACUCACAAAAUUAA